Molecule: messenger RNA, 873 nt
Organism: Strongylus vulgaris
Lineage: Eukaryota; Metazoa; Nematoda; Chromadorea; Rhabditida; Strongylidae
Source: the annotation of a GenBank genome assembly
AUGUCUUCUGAGGAGGGCAGGGCGCCGCUAUGCAACACGAAGCGAGAUCCACCGAAUCCGAUUAUGAAUCCACACUCAAUAUUAAUUCAACCAAGAACCAAAACAAGUGAAUUUCUUGUCGUGCUGAAGUCGAUAUCUCUGAAGGGCUUCUUUCGACUUUGGGGCACGUUCAUUGGACAAUUUCCGUUUGCAUUUCUUAUUUCGGGUCUUAUACUCUGUUCAUUAUCAUGUAAGUUCAAAUUUGCGUCACGCUUGACUUUUCAACGCGGGAUUGUAAAGCUUCACUUACGAGAUAAUGUACGAGAUGGUUAUACACCACGUACGUCACGGUCUCGGCUGGAAACGGAUCUUUACCGGGAAUUUCUUGGAUCCCAAGGAGAUCCUGCGAUGACUACAGUGCUAAUGCUUGCCAAAGAUAACGGCUCCAUGCAUCGGUUAAAUUAUCUGCAGGAAGCUGUGCAAACCAUGGUGCAUAUUUCGAAAAAUCUCACUGCUACCGUAUCCGACGGCAGUACUGUCGGUUACGGUAACUUUUGCGGGCACUACUGUGAUUCGAACGUGGUUGUCGGGUAUUUUCUCCAAUCCCUCUACCAAAAGACGUUAAACCCAGGAUCGAUGUCACUACAACUAACCUAUCCCAUAGCUGAUCUGCGGGGCAUCAAACUGCACCUAGAGCGCAAUUUCUAUGGUGUUAAAACUACUGAAAACUACAAUAUAACGAAUAUAGAAUACGUUAAAGAGAAAUUUUUAUGCUGUUCUGAAUUGAUCUAUUCCAAGAACAUCUUUUCAGCUCAUCUCCAUGUCAUUCAUGGCCGAAAUGAAAACAGCAGCAGACACGGAACGGCUAGGAGCAUGGGAAUUAGCAUUAUUUGA